GUCUCGUCUGGAAUUGGCUUCGCUGCGCAUCGUACAAAUUGAUGAAAAGUGUACGCGUUUUGUGUGAAACAUGCGGUGAUUUGUACAACUUUUAACAAUUAAUUUAGUAAUAAUUGUUGGCAAUAUGGAGAAAAAUAAACGAAUCAAAUUAUUUUGGUUCGUAGUGAUGUUUUUUAAUUUUAUUUUCGGAGUAACCGGUGUAAUAAUAUGUAGUUUCAAAAUUAAACACUCUGAUGACGAAGAAGUUCAAAUCGGAUUCUUCAAACUAUCAAUGCUAUUUGCAGCAUGCAAUCUAAUACUUAGUGUUUUACUUUUAAUUGCAGUUCUAAAGAAGGACCAAAAAUAUGCAUUCCUCUAUGCUUUAUUGAUAUUCAUAAGUCUUUUUGCGGCUACAAUGCAUAUAGAAAGUCACACAAGCCAUAAUUACACAUAUUUGAUUAUAUUUGUCGUUUUUGCAUUCAUAUGUUUCAUAUGGUUUACAACUUACGCUGCAUAUCAAUUUUGGUUAAAAGAAACCGCUACUGAAGGUAGUUCCCAAUGUUCCACUCCAAUUGAUGAAGUUUAAAGAAAUAUCACUGUACAGGAGAUUCCUGAUUACGUUAUUUUUUAGUUCAUUUGUAAUGGCAAAUAAAACACUAAACUUUCUUCUUAUUCACCUUUACUACAUCGUUAAACUAUAAACCAAUAAGUAGUGGACUGUAUUUACUGUUUAACUAAAUUGUACAUUGGAACUAAAACAUUUAUACACUCUUGCUAAUUGACAUCAACCAAAAUACAUAAUAUAUAAAUAUAUUAUAAGAUAGUAACGCAAUAAUAAUCACACGCACACUACCAAGGCCAAAAAGCAAGUGUUACAUUUCUUUUUCUAUUUAUCUUGCGGCCCAGCGUUAACCGUCUAGACAAGCAAAAAAAGGUCUAAAAAUAGAAAUCACAGUACAGCUUGUUGCCACGGUAACAACAUUCAGUAUAUGCGGCGAACAGAUUAAUAACAAGAAAGAAAUAUACAUAUAUACGAGGUGCGUUCACAGCAAUCACUAAUACCAUCGAUGUACCAAUUAUAAGUGAAGUAACCAUAUAAUCAUAUAUAUUCUCUUCGGUAUAAAAUCAUACUCCAUUUUGCAAGCUAUGUUGAGGCAUUUUUAUUUAUUUCAAAUGGUAUAGAACUCCCGCUUUUUUCAUAAGUUUACGCAUAUGUUAAUUAUAAAUAUGUAAAUGUAAACUUUUUUUACUAAACUAUUUAUUGUAAAUA
This is a messenger RNA of Diorhabda sublineata, 1249 nucleotides long. RefSeq lists its product as uncharacterized. The coding region runs from base 125 to 565 and encodes 146 amino acids. The transcript is spliced from 4 exons. The record is from RefSeq and is a predicted model, not a curated record. NCBI's taxonomy places the organism in Eukaryota, Metazoa, Arthropoda, Insecta, Coleoptera, Chrysomelidae.